Leptinotarsa decemlineata (Colorado potato beetle) is the source of this 673-nucleotide messenger RNA. RefSeq names its product endocuticle structural glycoprotein ABD-4. Gene Ontology annotation, molecular function: structural constituent of chitin-based larval cuticle. The record is from RefSeq and is a predicted model, not a curated record. Gene Ontology annotation, cellular component: chitin-based extracellular matrix. NCBI's taxonomy places the organism in Eukaryota, Metazoa, Arthropoda, Insecta, Coleoptera, Chrysomelidae.
GGAUGGUCCGGGUGGUGGGGGUAAUCGGUACGAAUAAUAUAAAUAUCUUUAACAUUAUUGAAACCAUCAUAGUAGUGAUUUGGACUAAAAAUCAAUAAAAUGAAACUGAUCAUUCUGAGCUUGGCUAUUGCUGCAGUCUCCUGUGCUCCGGCUAGCCAACCAACUGCCGAACCAAUUCCAAUCCUUAGAUACGACAACGAAGGUGUCAAUCCUGAUGGAUCGUACCAAUGGAACAUUGAAACUGGCAACGGUAUCAGUGCUCAAGAAAAGGGUCAAGUGAAAGCUGGUCCCAAUCCCGAAGAAGCAGAAAUGGAAGUUGCUGGAUCGUAUGAAUACACCAAUGAGGACGGUUCAAAAGUCCAGGUUUCCUAUAUUGCUAACAAGGAUGGAUACCAACCUCAAUCAGACAUUUUGCCUACACCACAUCCAAUUCCCCCAGCAAUACUUAGGGCUUUAGAAUGGAUUGCAGCACAUCCUGAACCAGAACAAAAAGUUCGUAUUUAAAAAGCAAACUUCGUGAAUAUGAUUUGGCAGUUUUGUAAAUAACUUGUAAAUAAAAGUUUUUUACUUUUUGUGAUAAUAAUACAUACAAUUCAUUUGUCUACAAAAUUUAAAAAAAUUAAUAAGAAUGCAGUUUGAUCACUAUCCUGAAAAAUACAAAGACUUUCAUAAU